Trypanosoma cruzi is the source of this 1431-nucleotide messenger RNA. RefSeq lists its product as uncharacterized. The coding region runs from base 1 to 1431 and encodes 476 amino acids. Gene Ontology annotation, cellular component: nucleolus. Lineage: Eukaryota; Euglenozoa; Kinetoplastea; Trypanosomatida; Trypanosomatidae. Gene Ontology annotation, molecular function: histone H3K36 demethylase activity; histone H3K4 demethylase activity. The transcript has a single exon. The record is from RefSeq and is a predicted model, not a curated record.
AUGUCUACACGAAGGAAGAGAACACGUGUGGAACGGGAUGCACCUUUUGGCCGUGGAUUACUUGGAGAAAGAAAUGAUACCGUUUUUCAGUGGCUUCUGGGGAAGACGCAGAAGGAGUUCUUUCGGCACUACUUUGAAAAGAAGCCGCUGCACUUUUCUCACGGGGCGGCAACGCACUUUACUGAGGUGCAAGAUGGACUACCGGCCGUGAAGUGGUCAACGGAACUCAUGCUUCAGCUUGCCGCAGAGAAGUCACUGUCGUACACCACUGACAUUAAUAUUGUUCGGUUUGAUGCGGUGCAAAAGAAACGCGUCCCUUUUCGUUCAGAGGGGAUUGUCACGGAGAAGGAGAUGAAGCACUCUAUGCGAAAAGGCUGGUCCGUGCGAUUCUUGCGUCCCCAUGAAUACAUCGUUGAGAAUUCUGCGGUUCUUGCAAUGUUGGAGGAGGCAUUUGCUUGCUCUUGCGGUCUGAACAGUUACUGGACACCGGCAAACAGUCAAGGGUUUGCGCCACAUUACGACGAUGUGGACGUUUUUCUUUUGCAGCUGGAGGGUGAAAAGGAGUGGCGCCUGUACGAUCCACCGGAGAGGGUGGAUGUUCUCAGUCGACAUUCCAGCGAGGACUAUAACCCAGAGGAGCUUCCCAAGCCUACACAGAUCUUUCGCCUUUUUCCCGGUGAUGUAUUGUACAUGCCUCGUGGGACAGUGCAUCAAGGGCGGAAAUAUAACCACGCGCACUCUCUGCAUGUAACAUUCUCAGCAAAUCAAAUGAAUACAUGGGCGGAUCUUAUGAAACACGCUGUCACACAUGUUGUGGAGAAGUUAGCGGCAAAUUACAUUCAUUGGAGACGCUCACUACCACGUUCUUUGCUGAAGAGAUUGGGCGCCAUUUACCACCCAACGUUUCGUAAGGAAAGCGGGCUAGCAUUACUGACAGAAAAGCGAAAAAAGCGUCGUCGUCUAUUGCAAUUAUCGUUCCGUCAAAUGGCGGCCGAAGUGUUUCAUCACUUAUCGAGCGAAAAAUUUAUAGACGAGUGCUGCGAUGUGUACGCCCGAAGUACCUUGGCAAAACAACAGCCUUUGCCGCGUUCUGUAGUCGAAGGCACACGCAGCAGAGUUACUCUUAGUCUUAGCUCGACCGUUCGUCUUGCCGCUUCUCAUUGUGCACGAUUGGUGCUUUCCGAAGAGGGGGAGGCCCAUGUAUACCACUGCUGUGGUAAUUCUCCUGUAUGUUUCGGCGCCCCAGAGGGUUUGCUGCGUUUUGAAGUGGACUUUGCUCCCGCCAUUGCCACCAUAUUGGCGGCGCCUGCGUGUGGCGUGCGUGUAUCUGACCUGCCAUUUCCAUCAUUUGAUAACUCUGACGACAUUCUUCUAAAUCAACUAACGCUCGCAGAGGCUUUGUGUGACGCGGGUAUUCUCGCUGUUCUGUAG